UUUGCUGGGGGGUACUCGGCGGUGCCGCCAUGACUAUUCUCCCCAAAAAGAAGCCGCCGCCUCCCGACGCCGACCCCACCAAUGAGUCGCCACCGCCCGGGCCGCUGCCCCCGGCGCCGCGCCGCGGCGGGGGUGUGGGCGUGGGCGGUGGCGGCUCGGGCGUGGGCAGCAGCGACCGCGACCGUGAGUCGGGUGUCGUAGGGGCCCGUCAGCGGGCCUCACCGCCGCCCCAAGGCCAGCUGCAGGGGCCACCGGGGGCACUUCACCGCUGGGCGCUGGCCGUGCCGCCAGGCGCAGUGCCCGGUCCCCGGCCCCAGCAGGGCUCACCUCCUCCUUGUGGGGGACCGGGCGGUCCUGGCGGCGUUCCGGGCGAUGCUCACGGUGCAGCGGCAGCAGGUGUAGGCGCGGCUGGCGUGGUGGUGGGCGUGGGCGGCUCGGUGGGCGUGGGCAACUGCUGCUCUGGGCCCGGCCACAGCAAGCGGCGGCGUCAAGCCCCCGGGGUUGGGACGGUUGGCGGGGCCAGUCCGGAGCGUGAGGACGUCGGCGCAGGUUACAACAGUGAGGACGAGUAUGAAGCGGCUGCAGCGCGCAUCGAGGCCAUGGACCCUGCCACUGUUGAGCAGCAGGAACACUGGUUUGAAAAGGCCCUGCGAGACAAGAAGGGCUUCAUCAUCAAGCAAAUGAAGGAGGACGGCGCCUGUCUCUUCCGGGCUGUAGCUGACCAGGUGUAUGGAGACCAGGACAUGCAUGAGGUUGUACGAAAGCACUGCAUGGACUAUCUGAUGAAGAAUGCGGACUACUUCUCUAACUAUGUCACAGAGGACUUCACCACCUACAUCAACCGGAAACGGAAAAACAACUGCCAUGGCAACCACAUUGAGAUGCAGGCCAUGGCGGAGAUGUACAACAGGCCUGUGGAGGUGUAUCAGUAUAGCACAGAACCCAUCAACACAUUCCAUGGGAUCCAUCAAAAUGAGGACGAACCCAUCCGUGUCAGCUAUCAUCGGAAUAUCCACUACAAUUCAGUGGUGAAUCCUAACAAGGCCACCAUUGGUGUAGGGCUGGGCCUGCCAUCUUUCAAACCGGGGGCUCCUUUGUCUGUGACGAUUUCUCACACUUUCAUGUUUUUGAUGGCCUUGACCGUUUUGAGGAGUACUGGUCAGUUUGCAGAGCAGUCCCUGAUGAAGAGUGCCAUAAAGACAUCAGAGGAAUCAUGGAUCGAACAGCAGAUGCUGGAAGACAAGAAGCGAGCCACAGACUGGGAGGCCACAAAUGAGGCUAUUGAAGAGCAGGUGGCUCGAGAAUCCUACCUGCAAUGGCUGCGAGAUCAGGAAAAACAGGCCCGCCAGGUCCGCAGCUCCAGCCAGCAGCCCCGGAAAGCCAGUGCCACGUGCACUUCCGCCACAGCAGCCGCCUCCAGUGGACUGGAGGAGUGGACUAGCCGGUCCCCGCGGCAGCGGUCACCCGAGCACCCUGAACUGCAUGCCGAGCUGGGCAUGAAGCCCCCUUCCCCAGGCACUGUCUUAGCUCUUGCCAAACCUCCUUCACCCUGUGCACCAGGUACAAGCAGCCAGUUCUCAACAGGGGCCGACCCAGCGACUUCCCCCCUCGUGUCCCUCUACCCUGCUCUGGAGUGCCGGGCCCUCAUUCAGCAGAUGUCCCCCUCUGCCUUUGGUCUGAACGACUGGGAUGAUGAUGAGAUCCUGGCUUCGGUGCUGGCAGUAUCCCAACAAGAAUACCUAGACAGUAUGAAGAAAAACAAAGUGCACAGAGAUCCUCCCCCAGACAAGAGUUGAUGGAGACCCAGAGACUGGAGACCGUCUCCCAACCCCACCACUCCUGCCCUCCGGUGCCGCCUCACCUUUGGCUUUCUUCCUUCUUGCCGUCUUCCUCCUUCCCUUGCUUUCCUUCUUUUCCUCCUCCCCACCUCCCUCUUGCCGGUCCAUCCCUGCACCCCCUCUCAUCGCUGCCACCACCACCAUCAUCUGUCUCUUCCCCAGCUGACGUGCCCUGUUGCCCCCUGCACAGCACCAUCCCUGCAAUCCACAGGGGACUCGGGCAAGGGUGCCGAAGGUAGGCGAGAGGCACAGAGACAAAGCAACUGGCAGCCAGGCAGCCCCUGAGAAGAGACAUUCAGACAAAAGAAAGCCUCCCUGACCCCCAUUCCUCCCAAGUUAAGAAAACCUUGUUACCCCACCUCUACAACUAUGUCAGGGAAGUGGGAGGAAGAAGUGGGGGAUUCCCCUUCCCAGAACCCUAAGAAUGUCUGAGCCUUCAAUGUUGAAUUUUUUUCUUUAUUAAAAUGUACUUUUAUCUUAUAAAAUUAACCAAUCAAAAAUGACAUAGAUAACAGCUUUGACUCUAUAAAGGUGGCAUCUCUCUGGUUUGGGGGCAGGCAGGCAGGGGGGCCCAAGGGGGCACAAAGACGUGCUGCUGUCUCUGGCCUCCAGCUCUGUGGAGAUGGGCAGGGUCUAGAGUAUGAGCCAGGGCGGAGUAGGGGGCCAAGGGUAGCAGGUGUCCUGUGGGCUUCGGACAAUGAAACUCUGACCUCACUGCAUUCCUAUUGCUUCCAUCACCACCAGUAUCUGUAAUCUUGGGGUGGGGGCACCUUUGAGGAUUAUAGCCGCCACUCAGGAUUUGAGUGUGGGGAGUGGGAGCAGCCUUGGCAGAUGGGGCACUUGUCCCCUGCAGGUGUUGACAAGAUCCGCCAUCUGUAAUGUCCUUGGCACAAUAAAACCAAAUGUCAGUUUC
Messenger RNA from Myotis myotis, 2751 nucleotides. RefSeq names its product OTU deubiquitinase 5 (gene OTUD5). The transcript has 10 exons. NCBI's taxonomy places the organism in Eukaryota, Metazoa, Chordata, Mammalia, Chiroptera, Vespertilionidae. The record is from RefSeq and is a predicted model, not a curated record. Bases 30 to 1796 code for a protein of 588 amino acids. Gene Ontology annotation, molecular function: cysteine-type deubiquitinase activity; K63-linked deubiquitinase activity. Gene Ontology annotation, biological process: protein deubiquitination.